CCACUACAUUACAUUAAAACUAAUAAAAAUAAUUUACAAAAAUAAAGUUAUAUAUAAAUUAACAUAAAUAAUACAAAAUUUAAUGAAAACUUGAACCAACCAGUUGGGUAUAUCACCUUGUGUUACUUAAUAUACUUUACCGAAAUGGUGAUUAUUUUAUAAUUUUAAAAGCCGUAUUUUAAUAUGCCUCGGGACGACUUUAGAGGCAAGAAUUUUGACUCUCCUCACCGAUGGAGGGAUGAUUCCUACAGUCGAAGCAAUAAUAAAUUUAAGAGAAAGCUAAAUAUUCCUGAAGGUGACCGUUCCAGGAGACCUGUUCCUCCUUUCCCAAUGCCUUUACCUGAUUUUAGUGGAUUAGUUCCACCUAAGGACGGAAAUAUGCCUGUUCUUCUUCCUGGGAUGCAACUCCCUCCUCCUAUUUUAAUGAAUAUGCCUCUUCCUCCACCUGAUUCUGACCCUGAGGAGAUAAAGAAGGCUUUGAAGCUUAUAAUGUCCAACUUCCCUGGAUUUCCUAAAGAUGCUAAGCUUCCUUUCCCUCCUGUUCCUAGGCAAGCUCCGUAUCGCAAGAAGAAAAGGCGUGAUAUACCUGUUGAACGUGCUCCACCUACUGCUGAGGACCUCUAUGAACUUGAGAUUGAUAAGAAACUGGCUGAGGCUGAAAGACUCCAGGAAUCACCCGUUUCAAUGUUUCUUAAGGUUCCUGGUCUUCUUAGCAAACGACACCUUAAAGGCUCAACAAUUGAUCAAAUUGAAAGGGCUGCUGAUCGCAGAAAAUUAAAGGUAAGGUACUUGGAGCACUUUGACCAGUUUAAGAGUGAUAGAGAAAAGGCUCAUUCCGACCUUAUUGAGAGGGUUUACAAGGAAUACAAGUCUCUGGGUUUAGGAAAGAUUGAAGGCGUUCUGCCCCUCCUGGAUGGCCUUGAUUAGUUUAAUUUUCAUCUCUUCUAUGCUUGUAUAUUCUGGCAUUUUAAGAUAAUUUGUGCAAGUCAUUACACUUGGUAACUCGUCUGCAUUCCCCUUCUUAACUACUCUCAUCAAUGGCCUAUAAAUUUGUUAUCCAUGUG
Messenger RNA from Theileria parva strain Muguga, 1064 nucleotides. RefSeq lists its product as uncharacterized. The transcript is spliced from 4 exons. NCBI's taxonomy places the organism in Eukaryota, Apicomplexa, Aconoidasida, Piroplasmida, Theileriidae. The record is from RefSeq and is a predicted model, not a curated record. Bases 184 to 927 code for a protein of 247 amino acids.